Messenger RNA from Rotaria sp. Silwood1, 2347 nucleotides. The record is from the annotation of a GenBank genome assembly. Lineage: Eukaryota; Metazoa; Rotifera; Eurotatoria; Philodinida; Philodinidae.
AUGGGUUGUAAAGGCAAUUGCAAUCGUUACGGAUUUAUUGUACUGGUAUAUGUUGUACUUGGUGUGGUAUAUUUGGCACUUGGCAACACUGCUGAAGAGUAUACUCCAUCAGGCUUACGAGGUGUACUACAAGCGUUCGCAAUAGUUCACUUUCUAUCAAUACUCUUUUGCUAUUUCAACCGAAAAUAUAUCUUUGGUUACAAAGAAAUUAUAUCGUAUGUGAGUUCUUGGACAGAAACAACAAAGUAUUACGGAGGACGAACAGAGACCAAAACUUAUAGCAGUAUAGAUUUUGAAAGAUGGAGUAUCCGUAAGAUCACAAUUUUCGUGUCAUGAAACUUAUGCGCAAGACUUUUGUACUCCGAUACUUUCGCGCAGUGACAUUUCCGUAUACGCUACUAUUGAUGGAUAUACCGAGACUCUCGGUCUCGGUCAGUCUCAGCCUUGGUAUCAAUAAAUGUUGGUAAGGAUGUACCGAGACUGAAGAUUUACUAACACAGAUGGGAAUGUUUUUCCUCCAAGAACCCCCAAAACUCGACGAGAUUUUUAUUCAGAGUUGCUCAGCUUGGCCUCAGCUAGCUAUGUGUACAAUCUGAAAGAAGAAUCACGAAAGUGAAAGAUCAUGUCUUAGGCAGUCUCUGUCGGAGAAUGGAACAAAUUAAAAUUUCGACUGGACUGACCGAGACUUAACCUUUCACUUUCGUGAUCCGUCUGUCCGAUUGUACACAUAGCUAGCAGAGGCUACCGAGGAAAGUUCCCCAAGUGAUCAAUCGCUUUUUCAUGGAAACAAACAUGACUGUAUGCAGUUCAAUGCGCCGAUUCUGAAUACCAGGGUUUUAGCAGCCUCCAUAUCUUUCCCGGUUCCGCGUCAUUACUCUAACCCUCUUCUGAUAGGAGUAUUUCUCAUCAAAUUCAAUCUUUUAAUCAGUCUAUCCACGGAAAACCUUUUUAUAGACACUUCAACCUUAAGGUUCCAAAUACUAAGCUAUAAAGCAGAGAAGCAACUCAUCUAUUAACUACAAACUGUCAUCUGACGUUUCUUUUCGUUUUCUUAUCAUAUAUUCACAAAUUAAUUAUAACUGUGAUAUAUUCAGUACAGUAUAUAUCAAUGGAAGAAAUAGAAAACACGCAUGCUAAUUACUCAACAUAUGUAUAAAAUAUUGACACUGUAAGAACAUACUUCCAAGACAAUUGGUGAAUUGAGCGAGAUUAUAUAAUUCAAUACAUAAGAUACAAUUUUUUCUUUAUCCUUUCAUUAUGAGAAAAAUAUUAACCCCAAAAGGGAGCUUUUGGAAAUUUAGUCUUUUUCUGUCAUACAGUCCAUCUUAGCAUUUGAAACUUAAGGUUGAAGUGUCUAUAAAAGAGUAUUCCAUGGAUCUUUUGUCUAGUGAUACAUGAUAGACUUAUUUAAAGAUUGAAUUUGAUGAGAAACACCCCUAUCAGAAGAGGGCCCAGAGUAAUAAUAACACAGAGCCUAGAAAGGUCUAAGGGCCGCUAAGGUCUUAAUAUUCGAAAUCAGCAAAGUGAACUACAUAUAGUCAUGUAUGUUUCUACAAAAAAAGCAAUUGAUUACUUGGGGGAACUUUCCUUGUGAAUUGAACAAUUCUGAAUAAAAAUCUCGCAGUUUUGGGAUUCUUGGUAGAAAAUAUUCUCAUCUUUGUCGGUGAAUCUUCAAUCUCGACACACCUCUAACCGAGACUGAAGAUUCACUGACGAACAUUAAUAUUUUUCUCUGCGAAGAACCUACGAGACUUAUUGAGACUUUUAAUGCGAACUACUCAUCCAAGUUUCAUCCUACUGCCCGUACAACGGGCCAAACCAAUCAGAGAGAAAAAUGUUCACGUCUCGGUCAGUCUAGGAACUUACCGAGCCUUAACAUUUUCUGAUAAAGAUGAGGAUUUCUCGCGUCCAACAAUCUCCGAAACUCCACGAGAUUGUUAUUGAGAAGUGCUCAGCUUGCUUUCAUCUAGCUGAGCAUACAACUGAACAGACCGAUCACCAAGAGAAAAGACCAACUCUUGGUCAAUUUCGGUCAAAAUUUUAGGUUUCUCAAUUUUUUGAGCAUGACCUAUCGAGACUCGGCCUUUUAUUUUUGUGAUCAGUCUCUCGAAUCGAAAGUACAACAAAGAUAAAAUCAAGCUGAGCAAUUCUCAAUAAAAAUCUCCUACAAUCUCUAGGGUUCUUCGAAGCGGAAAAUACCCAUCUUUAUCAGAGUACGUUGCGUCUUGGUUAAGGAUGUACCGAGUCUAAAGAUUCUCUAACAAAGAUGAGACUUUUUCUCUGCCAAGAACUCCUGAGGCUAGAGACCUGCACGGAGUCGUUUUCGGAGUCGUCAUCGGAGUCAAUU